AAACUUUUAUUUUAAAGAACUGUUCCUGACUGCUGAUUCCUUCGUGUGAAAGACUUUGAAAAUGAGAGCAAAGAACUUGCAACAGCAGCCAAUAGAUGUUUUGCAUUUGCAGAGAUAACAGAGCAUUUUUGGGCGUUGUCUUUCUUAUGUAUCUGCCAGGCUGGGUGUGCAAAGCUGUCUGUAACUCUGUCCUUCCGGUAGCCAAGUAGGGCUGUCUGUUUAACAGUCCUCAGAAGAAAGUAACAUGGCUCUGAGCUGGCUGAUUCCACUCUAUCACGCCCCUUGCCUUCAUGCUAGUUAUUUCCAUUUAGAGGGCAUAGGGGCCCCUCAUCAGCCAUGCGAGGGAACCUCUGCUUGGGAGCUCGUGUUCCGUUGUGGCCACUGGGAAGAUUCGGUGAAUCUCUUCCUGACUGGGAAAAUAGAAAGUGCUGUUACCUCGUUAGGUGCUUGCAGUGGAGGAGUGGAACAGCACACAGAGAGACGGGGAGUCAUCUAUAGUCCUUCUUGGCCAUUGAACUAUCCUCCAGCUGUAAACUGCAGCUGGUACAUUAAAGGAGAUCGUGGAGACAUGAUAACAAUUAGUUUUAAAAACUUUGAUUUGGAAGACUCUCAGAAGUGUUCAGUAGACUGGUUGAUGAUUGGCCCAUCUUCCAAGAGGGAGGAGUACAAAGUGUGUGGAUCUUCCAUACCUCCGUCUUUCAUCUCUGCAAGGAACCAUGUUUGGAUAUUUUUUCACUCAGAUGCAUCAAGCUCAGGACAGGCUCAGGGAUUUCGCCUUUCUUAUAUUAGAGGAAAGAUAGGUCAGGCUGUAUGCCAGUCAGAUGAAUUCCGUUGUGCAAAUGGAAAGUGUAUUCCCAGUACUUGGAAGUGUAAUUCCAUGGAUGAGUGCGGUGAUAAUUCGGACGAGAGAAAUUGCACUAUCCCUCCAACAGAGCCUCCGUCCAGCAUCUGUCCCUCAGGAAUGUUCCAGUGCAGUGCAGCCCACUCCACCAAGUGCUUGAUGAAUGAGCUGAGAUGUAAUUCAGUUAAGGACUGCAGCGAUGGUUCGGAUGAAGAUAAUUGUCCUGAUCUUUCUUGUGGCAAAAGGCUGGGUAAUUUUUAUGGAUCUUUUGCUUCCCCAGACUUAUUCCGUUCUGAUCACAGCAGAUCAGACCUUCGUUGCACAUGGUACGUGGACACACAAGAUAAUCGACAUGUUCUGUUGCAGCUUGAUUUGCAGUUAGGCUACAAUGACUACGUAAAGGUGUAUGAUGGCAUCAAAGAGAGUGGUGAUAAAUUAAUGCAGACCUUUUCCUACCACAACAAUAGGCAUUCGGUGAGCGUAGAGUCGUCAAAGGGCCAGCUUACUGUCUCAUAUCAUGCCCGCUCCAAGAGCACUGGCCACGGGUUCAACGCAACCUAUCAGGUGAAAGGCUAUUGCCUUCCUUGGGAACACCCUUGUGGAAGCGAUGAGGAGUGUUUCACAGAUAAGCAGCGUUGUGAUGGCUGGUGGCACUGUCCAAAUGGCAAGGACGAGGAGAACUGUCCUGCUUGCCAGAAAAAUGAAUACCCGUGUGAAGGAAACAGUGGGCUUUGUUACUCAAUACUUGACCGCUGUAAUAACCAAAAGAACUGCCCAGAUGGCUCAGAUGAAAAAAACUGCUUUACUUGCCAGCCAGGAAACUUCCAUUGUGGUACAAAUCUGUGCAUCUUUGAGACUUGGCGCUGUGACGGCCAAGAAGACUGCCAGGAUGGAAGCGAUGAACAUAACUGCCUGGUGAUCGUUCCCAGGAAAGUCAUCACAGCUGCUCUGAUUGGGAGUCUCGUGUGUGGCUUGCUGCUGGUGAUAGCACUGGGCUGUGCAUUUAAAUUAUAUUCUCUAAGGACCAGGGAAUACAGAGCAUUUGAGACCCAGAUGACGCGACUUGAGGCAGAGUUUGUGCGGCGGGAAGCUCCACCGUCCUACGGGCAGCUGAUCGCGCAAGGACUUAUCCCCCCAGUUGAAGACUUCCCUGUGUACAAUGCGUCACAAGCUUCUGUGCUGCAGAACAUUCGAACAGCUAUGAGGAGGCAGAUGAGACGACACUCAUCAAGACGGAGCUCAUCUCGGCGGCGCUUGGGCAGGCUCUGGAACAGACUCUUCCACAGACCUCGGGUGAGAGGACAGAUCCCACUCUUGACGCCUGCCCGCACUUCACAGACUACACUGGGCGAUGGAAUCAUCAACCGUGCUGAUGGGACUAUUCAGAGUCCUCCACCUUCCCCCGAAGGACCUAGUUUAGAGGCAGGUGCCCGUGGCCAAGCCAGGGGCCUACAAGAAGCUGGAUGUAGCAGCUUGCAGCCAGAGACAGAAAUCGCAGAGCCAUCGCCUUCAAAUGUCUUAGCGAAUACUUGCACGGCUGCACAUGCAGAGCCUGAGACUGGACGUGCUGAUAAAUCAUUAGGUGCUGAGACCUCUGGCCCUGAGCUUAAGCAGUCUGGUAAAGUGGAUUCAAGAAAGGCUUUCAGAGAUCCUUUGUCUGAAAGUGUUACAGAAACGAUCCAUGGAGGGUCAGCACCCAGGAGGACUGUCCCAGAGGGCAGUAGUUUAAGUAGAAGUCAUCCGCUGAGUGAAGAGCCAUGUAGGUUACCCUUAAAAAAGUGGGAGUCUGCUUAUUCAGACAGCCCUAUGAAUGUUCAUAUCCAAGUGGAUGGACAAAACCGAUGUUGCCCUAACUCAUACCGGGAGGAGCCUUUGGGUAUUCAUGCGGCUUGUUGCCAUUCUGUGGAAGUGCCAAUGUUAGAGUCCUCUACUCCCCUCUCUGAAAUCAAUACCAGUGAUGAUGAAUCUUUACUUGUUUGCUAAUAAAAAUUUUUGGUUUGGGCCUGUAUAUUUGUAACUUCAUUGUUUAUAUGACAGUGCACUUUGAUAGGUGGUAUGUCUGUGCUCUCAACUUUGUCUCAAAACCAGUGUGCUUUAAUCUCCCAAGGGAGUACAGUACAAGACUAAAUGGGACAAGUUUUUGUCUUCGUUGUUAUUCCUGAAACUCCAGUGGGGCAGAAGUAGGCCAGUAUGCAAUGUCAGGGGCGAGGAGAGCAAGAACGUGUCACUGCAGUUUGGAGGCAUCUCCAUCCUCUGGUAUUUCUUCCGUGCAUUUAUUCACUCUGCAUUCAGGGAAUUAGUGUUUCUUUGCUUUUCAAGUGGUCUUACUGAAACUAGAGAGAACUCCGUUGGAACCUGGGGCAGGCACCAGUCAUUGUAACUAUGAAUACUAAACUAGAAAUAAUGUUGUCUUUUUAAGCAUCAUAAUGUAAUUAAAAUUUAAUAAUUUUAAUUACAAAUACUUAGAAGGAAAUAAAAUCCUUUGUAGCUUCCUCUUUAUAGAAAUUGUUCCCUUCCUUUGCUUCCUUCAGAAAUGUUUUGAUGGCCAUAUGUACCUUGAGGCAUCCACUGAAACCAAAGUUUCUGUAUAGAAUACCCAGAAUGAUACCAGAUGUCUUACCUGCUACAGCUUUGUAAUAAGAAAUUAGCGGUGCUCCGUGUAAACGGAGUGCAUUGAACCCCAGUUGCAGCAGUAUUUCUUUUUUGUGUUGUCAUAUGUUACAUUCUCUUCAUAGUGAUGUUGUGAAGGUUGAAGAAUUGUUUGCUUUCUCCCUUCCCAGUAGGAAGCGCUGAGCGCUUGGUAACUGUCAGGAUCAGACUUCUGUUUUAUUUUGAAAUAAAAUCUGCUUCACAAGUUUUCUUGUAAAUCUGCUGUCUAGGUGCAGAUAUAUAAAUUUUUUAUUAUUAUUAUUUCUUAUUUUUAGAGAUUUUGUUUCCUUUUUUCCCUUAAGAACUGAAAUAGAUCAGUGCCAUUUUCAAAGCUGACACUGUGUGGACUGCACAACACUUAGAUGUAAACCAGUGCCUUUUUGGUUCUUAGAGUGUAAUUAAAGGCAAGCAAGUUAUUUAGCUGGAAGAAGGGUGACAUUGCUUAACCAGGAGUAACUCGGUGCAGAGUGGCAGAACGUUAACCACGUGAUAGCUGGGCGCUGUUGCAAUGGCCGGGCUCCCCCAUGCUCUAGCAAGAGCUUUGCUACAAUUCCCCUGUGAUGCAGUGACAAACGCCUUAUAUAGGAAUUAACAAGGAAGUUGACGCUGCUGCUCUAUAGAUACCUGAGUGCUCUGAAGUCUUUUUGUCGCUGUAGGAAUUCAAGUUGCUCAAAGUUAUAAACUGAACUUGUAAAAUUGAGGUGGACCUGGGCUCUGCUGUCCACUGGACCCUCCUGGGCUGUGAAGGCAAACAGGCUUUUGCAGUGAAUAGUUUAGUUUACAUCAAAGUGUCAAAGAUUUUUUUUUUUCCUUUAAAUGGGCUAUAUUUUGCCCUGGAUCUUUUACUAGGACUCCCUUUGGGGGAGUGCGUUAAAAAGAACAAGGGAUAGGGCUUUGGCUUUACUGAAAUGUAACAUGGAAGAAUUAAAUUGAAGUAAUUUUUUUUUUUUCCUCAUCAGUUGCAAAUUGGUUUCAUACUGUGCAUUCCAGAGGCAGAAGAUUCAAACCCCUUAAGGGCAUUAAUAGCAGGAAGGGCUCAUGGCAAAAAUGUGUAACAAGUAAGAGUCGUAGUUACAUUAAGUAAAUACUGCUCGCUUGUUUUUUCCAAGUGCUUUUGUGAUCAGAAUUCAUUUCAUCAAAGGAAAUGUAGUUUUGAAAGAGAUCUUGCUUUCAUAGCAUUUGUAAACCUUUUAGGUACUUUCCACCUUUGCAAGGCCAUGUACUGUAGUCAUCACACUGCCAGGACUGUGGUUUGCAUCUAAAGCUACAGGGUCUAGUGUCUUUUUUUUUUUUUUUUUUUUUCCUAAAGGUAAUUUUGAAUACAUAGACUUGUAUGUGUAAAGUAGUUAAUUAUAAUUGGGAAGAAGAUUGUAUUUCAAGGUUAAUAUUAUGCAGAUAUGAAGGACCUUAGAAAUAAGUGUAUACUCUGUUACAGAAAUAUAUUUCUAUAAUAAAAUAAUGUUGAUCAUACUAUGCCUUAAACUCUCACCACUGUAAGGCUCUUAAAGUUGAAAUAUAUGUACUUCAGAAUAGUGCUGUAUUUUGGGAACAACCCUGAGCAGCUAACACUAUUUUAUUUUAAGAUAUGUAACUUCACAUAAUUUCUUACAUAUAUCAUACAUAUUUUGUGUACUGAUCCAUUUGGUAACUCAGUGGAAAUUUCAUUGAGGUUUUAUUUUCAGAAACUUUAAAAAAUUCAGGUUAAUGAGAAUUGGAUGCUUGAAAUGUACAGAAAUGUUCACAGCCCUCAUUACUGGAAUUUAUAGCCUUGCAUCAAGAGAGAGAAGCCUGGUGCUCUUUGUAAACACCUACUUUUGUAUUCUGCAAGACAGUAUUCUCUCCCAGCUCCCCUAGGUCACUCCUUGGAGGGAAGAGUCACAAAUUUACUGCUUAUUUUGCAGAAGAAAUCUCUAUGUCAGCCCUGUGAGCACAAGCAGGUGUGUUGCAGUGUCCUGGAACGUCAAUAACCUGAAGAAACCACGAAGUCUGCCUUAGUGUAUGUCUGCCCUCCCUCCUCUUGUAGGCAUUUAGCAGUGAAUCAACCAUCCUCAAAGACACCCAACUUCUGUUUCAAGUAAGCGGUCUCCUUGUAUUCAGAACAACUUCUUAAAAUGGAAAAAGGAAAAAAAAAAGGGGGGGGGCGAAAACCUGCUACUAUGCCAGACGUGAACAGGAAGAGCUCGUUGUUACAUUUCUUUGCUCAGUGGAAAAUAUCACACUUUAAUGACUAGACAACCUAACGUUAAGCAGCUAAUAAACCUGUUAAAUUUUUUGUUAUUUUGGUAAUGCUUUUCUGAGCUCUAUAGUUUGUGUAGACAGAAGGAAAACAAAGUAUUAAAGGUAGAUUUUUUUUUUUUUUUUAAAUCAUAUUUUAGGGUAGAAAACUCCCCUGUCGAAGCAAAAAAGUUUCUGAAUAGAGAAGAAUACUUACACUGGUUUAAGAAGAAUGCAGCGUUAAGGGAAAAGUGUCCCCCUUCUGUUUUCUCUUACUGCUGUUAAAACAUGGGCAAUAUUUCUGUUUGAAAUUCUGGCACUUUCCAGCUUGUGUAUGACUCUGUAACAUGCCUUAAAUGUACUUGUUUUCUUUUUCUGUUCUCAGCUUCAGUUUAGUUUUGUUUGUUUGGUCGGGUUUUUUAAUUUCCAUGUUGUAUAUAUUCAUUUAGAUACGACAUUUUACCGUAGCAUAUGUACAGCUAUGUGGUUCAGGUAUGGCCUCAUGGUUGCCGGUGUCUGCUGGUUCCUGGACAAUGAUACUAAGCAAGUAAGAUGCUGGGCAUCAUCAUACUUUGCUCGUGCUUUGGAUCUCUUAAUUUUUAAUAAAAAUUGACGUGC
Molecule: messenger RNA, 6322 nt
Organism: Egretta garzetta (little egret)
Lineage: Eukaryota; Metazoa; Chordata; Aves; Pelecaniformes; Ardeidae
Gene: LRP3
Product: LDL receptor related protein 3
Exons: 7
Coding region: 245-2824 (859 amino acids)
Cellular component (GO): plasma membrane
Molecular function (GO): protein binding
Source: RefSeq, a predicted model, not a curated record